AGACUAUUUUUACUGAUGCACACAGGAUGUGCAUGGGCAGUAACUUUCCCCCGUGUUUACAAGAGACGACGUGGGUACUUUCAUUACAGCUUCAUAGUCUUGUGUUUUAGAAAGCAAUUCGAGAAUACUGCAUACUUGUGUGACAUUGCCAUGGAUAUAAGACCAAAUCAUACACUUUACCUAAAUAAUAUUAAUGAUAAAAUAAAAAAGGAAGAAUUGAAAAGAUCAUUGUUUGCCCUGUUUUCCCAAUUUGGUCAAAUAAUGGACAUAGUAGCUUUGAAGACCAUGAAGAUGAGAGGACAGGCCUUUGUUGUCUUCAAGGAACUUGGAUCUGCUACAAAUGCAUUACGACAAUUACAGGGCUUCCCAUUUUAUAGCAAGCCUUUGCGUGUACAGUAUGCAAAAACAGAUUCAGAUCUGAUUGCAAAAAUGAAAGGCACUUAUGGUGACAAAGAAAAGAAGAAAGAAAAGAAGAAGGCUAAAGCUCAGGAACAAGCCGCAGCAGCAGCAGCAGCUGCUGCUGCUGCAGGCAAAAAGGCUACUCAGGAAACAUCUAAAACCACUCCGUCAAGUACAGACAAGGAGUCUGACGAUAAUCCACCAAACACUAUUUUAUUCCUCAACAAUCUGCCAGAAGAGACCAACGAGAUGAUGCUAUCCAUGUUGUUUAACCAGUUCCCUGGCUUCAAAGAAGUACGGUUGAUCCCUGGUCGACAUGACAUUGCAUUUGUGGAGUUUGACAGUGAAGCCCAGUCAGGAGUGGCACGUGAUGCUCUUCAGGGAUUCCGAAUUACACCAGCCCAUGCCAUGAAAAUCACUUAUGCUAAAAAAUAAAACUGGAUUCUUCAGCUGGAUUUUGUAGAGAACUUAUUAUAUGGUUUCCACAAGACAUUACCUGCAAUCCACUGGUAACAUGCAGAAGUUACAAGAGGUGUUUGCAUUCUGGACAUCUGAAGAUGGUAUAACUUUGCUUUCAAAUAAGACCAUAACAAACACCAGUAUCUGUACUGAACAGAUGAUAGUAUUAAGUUACUGAAAUUUUAUCAGAAUGUUGACUUUUUUGUAAAAAUAAAUAAAUAUAAAGUAUG
Molecule: messenger RNA, 1088 nt
Organism: Protopterus annectens (West African lungfish)
Lineage: Eukaryota; Metazoa; Chordata; Ceratodontiformes; Protopteridae
Gene: SNRPB2
Product: small nuclear ribonucleoprotein polypeptide B2
Exons: 7
Coding region: 16-834 (272 amino acids)
Biological process (GO): mRNA splicing, via spliceosome
Cellular component (GO): U1 snRNP
Molecular function (GO): U1 snRNA binding
Source: RefSeq, a predicted model, not a curated record